Messenger RNA from Misgurnus anguillicaudatus (oriental weatherfish), 2947 nucleotides. RefSeq names its product sphingomyelin synthase-related protein 1. Gene Ontology annotation, cellular component: Golgi membrane; endoplasmic reticulum membrane; plasma membrane. Gene Ontology annotation, molecular function: sphingomyelin synthase activity; ceramide cholinephosphotransferase activity; protein binding. The record is from RefSeq and is a predicted model, not a curated record. NCBI's taxonomy places the organism in Eukaryota, Metazoa, Chordata, Actinopteri, Cypriniformes, Cobitidae. Gene Ontology annotation, biological process: ceramide biosynthetic process.
UAGCGGAAGUGACGUCAGCGCAUUGUUUUUACACACCCUCGCUUGUCAUCUCGGCCGCGCUCCUCCAGUUUGGUCAGGGCGCUAUGAUUUACACCACAUACCCCGACAGAGGUUCAGUUCUUCAGAUUUAUCGCAGUUUGGCGUGAAGAAUCUGAUGUUUACUGUCCUGUGAGAGUGAGACAGCGAUGUCAGGAGGCGGCGGGCAGCUCAGCGUCAGACAGUGGACCCCCAAACACGUGGGCCGCUGGCUACGCGAGGAGGGCUUCUGCGAUUACGUGGACCUGCUGUGUAACAAACACCGUCUGGAUGGAACCAGCCUGCUGACGCUGAGCGAGUACGACCUGCGCUCUCCUCCGCUGGAGCUGAAGGUUCUGGGGGACAUCAAACGAUUGAUGGUUUCUCUCCGGAAGCUGCAGAAACAAAACGUUGACUUGUUAGAAGAGCUCGGGGUGUCUUAUGAUGGACACUCGCCCCAGAACAGCGGACCGGACUGGUUGUGUAACGGCGACUCCGUUCGUGAUUGUGACGCUGUUCUGGACACGUUGAGCAGCGGCGAGCAGUAUCACCAGUACAACAAUGGCAAGUACAAGCAACAGGUGCGGAGACUGGAUCCAGAGUACUGGAAAACAAUCAUGAGCUCCGUCUACGUGGUCUUCGUCUUUGGCUUCACGUCAUUCGUCAUGGUGAUCGUGCACGAACGAGUGCCAGACAUGAGGACGUACCCUCCACUUCCUGACAUAUUCCUGGACAGCGUACCCAGAAUCCCCUGGGCUUUUGCGAUGGCAGAGGCCUGUGGUGUGAUCUUGUGCUGUAUUUGGCUGCUAGUGUUGCUUCUUCAUAAACACAGGUCAAUCCUGUUGAGACGGUUGUGUAGUCUCAUGGGUACGGUCUUCAUGCUGCGGUGUGUUACCAUGUUCGUGACAUCACUGUCUGUACCGGGUCAACAUCUUCAAUGCACUGGGAAGAUAUACGGUGACAUGUGGGCGAAGCUUCAGCGUGCUGUGGCCAUAUGGAGCGGGUUUGGAAUGACCCUCACUGGAGUCCACACGUGUGGCGAUUACAUGUUUAGCGGUCACACAGUUGUUAUCACCAUGCUAAAUUUCUUUGUCACUGAAUACACGCCGCGCAGCUGGAACUUCAUACACACGCUGUCAUGGGUUCUGAACCUCUUCGGGAUCUUCUUCAUCCUAGCGGCCCAUGAGCAUUAUUCCAUCGACGUCUUCAUCGCGUUCUACAUCACCACCAGACUCUUCCUGUAUUACCACACGCUGGCCAACACACGGGCGUACCAGCAGAGCCGCCGCGCGAGAAUCUGGUUCCCCAUGUUCUCGUUCUUUGAGUGCAACGUUAACGGUCCCGUACCGAAUGAGUACUGCUGGCCAUUCGCUCGACCUGCUACAUUUAGGAGACUCAUUCGCUAACACAAACUGUUGUACUGUUGAUUCUGAACAGAUUGUUUGGCUUAAUUCUGCGUUGCCAUGAUGGACGCCAAAGACUGCGUCUAACACACAACAUGCACACAAAGACUGGAACAAUAAAUGCCCAUUACUGUAAAUAUAUAUUUUCUCCAUGGAUACUGAGGAUCCACAAGUUUUUAUUUCUGUUGCUUGACACUAAAAUCAUUAAACUGAAACAUGGGUCUUUUAAAAUCCUUUGCAUGACAGUUUUGUCAGUAUUAAUUUUGGUAAGAGUAGAUACUUGUGAUCUAAAGACGUUUCAACUUCCGCAUUGUAAGAUAAUUUCAUGAUCAGUCUUCGAAGCAAUAGAAAACGUCCUACGUUCUUGAACCUUUUACAUGUAAAAGACUUUUGUUUUGUUGCCAUAAUUGUUUUGUGUCAGAUGUCUAGAUUCAUUUCUUUCCUAGUGCAAAUGUUCUUUUGGCAGUAUUAGUUUAAUACCCAAUAAUACAAUGUAGUAUUUCUAGAUUUUGGGUAAAUCUCAGAAAGUAGAAAAAAGAUCUGCACACUGUUAUGUUCCCUUUAAUUUAAAAAAGUUAAAAAGUUUUUGUCUGAUGAAGGUCUUUGACCGAAACGUUGCUGCUUUUUAACUUUUUAUAAUGAAGGGAACAUAACAGUGUGCAGUUUUUUUUUCUAUUUUUUGAUUCGUCCUUUGAUCUUGCACCUGGUUAAGACUGUUUUGGAUGUGCGUAUUUUGAUCCUUUCUUAAAUCUAAGAAAGCAAAUUAAAGGAAAACAAUAAAUGCCAUUUUGCUCAUGGAAAAUUAAAAAGACUUAUUUUGAGACAUUCAAGAUAUUUUACUUUUAUUUUUUUAUGACAAUUAAGCACUCCCACCAAGUUCUUAGAGUUAUUACUGUAAAUGUAAUUAUUAUUAGAUUGUUGUACCCUAAAAAAUACAAAUCAGUUUAGGAUAAUUUUUUUCUUUAGAUUAUGGUGAUAAUUUCUUAGGUAAAAUUGUCAUACAAAUUAAACUCUCAAUUCAAAUAAUCUUAAUAGUUUUAAAAUAAACUGUAAUUAAUUUAAAUUACAUGUAAUGUAAAAAAAAAUUUAUUUAAGGUUGAAAUAUGACCCAAACAUAUUCUUGAUCAUUUUCAUGAGGCACGUUUUAAGUAUAUUGUCGAAACUUAAGAUGGUAAAUGAUUUUAACCACUUCAUUCCAGUUGCCAAUGAGCUGUCACAUGUCUCUCUGUAUUUUAAUUUUUUACAUUAAAUAUCUCUGAAUUAUUAUCAGAUUUAUAGUAUAUGAUGGUUAGAAGGGUCUUGUUAUUUUGUGAAUGUUUACAGAAAUGUGAUUCCUGCAGGCUGAUAGAGCAAUAUCUUGUGUUUAUAUUGUCUUAAAACAUUAUUAUCUCAAGUAAAGAGUUGUUUUAUCAUGAACAGGGAUAAAUAUUUGUGUUAGGUUAUUUGAUAAGUAAUUUUGUGUAUUUAUAGGUUUCUCUUUAAGCACAGAGGAUUAAGUGUUAACCCUGAAGUUAGUUUUUUAUGGCGUU